Messenger RNA from Planococcus citri (citrus mealybug), 4209 nucleotides. RefSeq lists its product as uncharacterized. NCBI's taxonomy places the organism in Eukaryota, Metazoa, Arthropoda, Insecta, Hemiptera, Pseudococcidae. The transcript is spliced from 2 exons. Bases 410 to 3961 code for a protein of 1183 amino acids. The record is from RefSeq and is a predicted model, not a curated record.
CAUUGAAAGCAAACAAUUUUGCACAGACGCCGAAUGAAACACCCGGUUCUUUUUAUUUUGUUUCGUCUACGUUGUUGGCGUGAUAUGCUUAAUGAAAAACACGUCUGUUCUCGUGCUCUUCAGUACCGCAUCCUAAUUCGAACAAUCAGCAAGACGUGAAACAACAUUUUUAGUAAUAACGCGGAAAUAUCUGAAUUCGAUUCUGUAGUUUUUGUAAGAAAAAAAUUAGCAUACGUUAAGAAUAAAUAAAAUUCAGAUACGGUCUGAAUGGUGACUGAAAAUAACAGUAACCUGUGAAUAACAAUCGAUAUCUGCUUAUACUCGUAUCAGAACAGAAGCUUUGCAACAUCAACUUUAUAAAACACCGGAAUAAAUUCACACCUCCGCCAAAUAAUACCAGGUACUGAAGAUGCAGAAUAAUCAAAAUUGCGCGAACACAUUCUCCACCACUGACAUGAAAAACGAAGCAAUGAAAGAAAUUUUCCAACUUCUGGCCGAAGGAGAAAUCAAAUUAUGCAAUCAACCCAAAAUUGAAAAUGCUACGCUAGUAUUGGGUAACACAGGUGCUGGGAAAAGCGUAUUCACUCGACGAAUUGCAGGCUACGGAGCGACUCUCAAAUCAGUUGAAGAAGGUUUCGACUACGCCAUUGUCAAUCCUAACGAGGAGAGCGACACUAAAUCCUUCAUAGCAUCCAAUACAAUAUACCCAGAACUAUUGCAAGACCACAAUACAGGUGCCUAUUAUUAUGACUUCCCGGGUUUCUUAGAUACUAGAGGAGCAGCAAAUGAUAUAACCACGACGUAUUUCAUUAAAAGAACAAUCGACAAUGUUAAACGAGUCAAAUUACUGCUCCUUAUCAAUCACACCUCAUUAAGUAAUCAAGGAACAAGAGAUGACUUCAUUAGUCUACUAUCACAAGCAACAAAAUUAAUUAAAAACAUCGACAAAUAUAAAGAUGGGAUUAUACUAAUCGCAACAAAAAUUCAGUAUCCCCAAAAAACGGAUGAAGACAUCAUCUCCACCAUUGCCAAAUUCAUUAAAAAAGCGCAAAACGAUUUGCAGCAAAAAGGUAAAAGCAGUGUAGACAACACCAAUGUACUGAAGCUUCUCGACAUAAUAUUGCAGCAAGAUGGAAACACUUAUCCAAAAAUUGCCAUUUCCAGAUCACCUGAUCGGAAAGGACUUCUAAAUGAAAUUCCCAUAGUUCAGGAAAAUACCAUAAAAAUACAAUCAAUUCUUACAAUGCUGAAAUUCGUUGAAAAACACGAUUCAGAUUUUGGUUACAUCAUACCAAAGAAAUCACUGAUAGAUGUUAGCAACGUAUUGAAUGAAAUCAACCAUAGCAUCGCUGCUGGUAUGCGGGAACUCGGCAAAAAACUGCAGGAAUAUCUAAUAUUUGGUGAAAGUAAGUUGUAUGAUAUUUCUAAACUGUAUAAUGUGACAAGUUUGAGAUACGAUGAAAUAAGGAAAAUGAAAGAGAAUGCAGAUAAUCAAAAUCAAGUUGAAAAGUGUGUACAAAAGGUUCUUAAUGGAGUUGCAUCCAUGAAUGUCAACUCAAUACACCAAAAUACGAGUACAUUGCUGAUAAAAUAUGCAGACUUUUCAACAUUUCUGCACAAACUUAGUGAUCAUGCAAUAAAUGACGAGUUUAAAUGCGCCGAUGGAUUACAAGAUGUUAUCGAGUAUUCACGCAGGACGAAAAUAUGGUAUAAUUUUCUUAAUAAAUUAUAUGAAAGGUUAUCAGAUUAUGAAAUACAGAAGGAUACCUCAAAAAGCCCCUGUUCAGCGUUUGACGACCUAGUAACUGAAUCUUUGGAAAAUAAAAAUGAUUCUGAAUUCAAACUCGAUCCGCUCGUUUUGAAAAAGUGUUUUCCAAAUUACGAAUUGAAUUUUGAAGAGAUAACAAACAUGAAGGUCGAUAAAUCAAAGUUAAUAGAUUUAGGCAAGGUGUUGAAUUUUACACUGAAAAGCGAUCCAUCGUAUUCGUGCGAUUCCAAUAAAUUGGUGAUAAAAGGACACUAUUUUAAACUCGGAGAUUUGUCGAUUAUUCAAAAAAGAUAUUGCGAGGGGAUGCCAAAAUACAUAGAAAUCUUUGCACUGAGUAAGAUAUUCAUCAAUGAAGAUUUGCAUAAAAUAGGAGAAAUAGCACAACUUUCGAUAAUCUCUCCCAUUUGGGAGGUUUGGGGAGUUCGUAAAAUUACACUGGAUGGCGACCCAGGGAAGAUGCACUAUCCAGCAAAAGCGGCAGAAGGAACAAAUCCAGGAGAUCGUGGCUUUGAUGGUAUGCCUGGAUUACCUGGAGGGCAGGGAGGAAAUUUUCUAGGAAUAGGUGAAACUUUCACUAAUCUACAAGGUCUUCACAUUUCUGUUAGGGGUGGAAAAGGAGGAAGAGGGCAGAAUGGUGGUGAUGGCAAGAGUGGCCGCAAUGGUGAUGAUGCUUACGAUGAUACGUAUAUUUUACAUAGUGUUUAUAACAAGUCUAUGGACAAGUGGCAGCACGAACUCGGAUCCCAAAAUUUUAUCAUGAAGAAAACAGAACGCGGUGACAUUAUUUUAAUUGGCCAUUAUGGUCAAGCAGGAGGAGAUGGUGGCAAUGGUGGAAGGGGUGGUCUUGGAGGGAAUUCAGGUGAGAUUAUUUUUGGUCUCUCAGGACCCUCGUACAUAAAUAAUGUAAAUAAAAUAACAGGAACAGGAUGGAGAGGUUCAGAUGGCGAAGGUGGUGAAGGAGCUACAGGAGGAAAACAAGGAAAUAAUUUCCGGAAAUUCAAAUUACUCCUAUCUGAUGGAUUCAUAUCGCUCGGAGAAAAAAGCAUAAUCAAAAAUGAUUAUCGAGCAGCAAGAGGUAAUCGUGGUGAAGAUGGUUAUACAGAAACGGGAACACAACAUCCAAAACAAAGUGAAAGAGUGUUGACUACACCAGGGCACGAAUACAAAAACUAUAUAAAGGAAAAUCUGAAACGAAGUGUGAGAGAAUUUUACUUGACUGAAUUUCUUCAUAAAUUAAAGAAUGAUACACUUUUUCAAAAUCAUCGUAAAAGACGUGAUAUCAAUCAUUCAGAUCACAAACAAAUUACUGACCACAGACAUGUACUCGUGGCAAACAAUAUUGCAAGCUCACAUACCGCGGAGGCAUUGAAACCAAGCAACAAGAAAGCUGAAAGCAAAAGUCGCAGAACUCAUGAAAAUAUAAAUGAAACCAAUCACUUCACUCCUGAUAAGCCAAUCUUUGUGAAAAGUGCAGGCGCCAGAAUUCAUUCACCUAUCAACUCUGCUAUCCAUGUUGUGAGGAAUUUCUUUGGACAAUGGAUACUUUUUGGGGGUUCUAUUAUGAUGAAUUAUGGAUUAGUUAAAGCUGGCAUCGGAUCCAUGAUUGGAGAUUCAAAAUCUUCAGGUAUUCACACCAAUACUGAACGAAAUACGGAUCGUGCAAUAAAUCUUGGGAAUUUUAAUAUCAACGAAUCAUUGAUGUUGGCCGAUUUCGCAAUUCGUUGCAUAACAAAACAGAAAUUUUACAACAGAGAAGGGAAAUCUGUGGAUUUGGUUGAAGUGAAAGCCUCUGUACUCAGUAUUAUUACUGAAUUUGAAGAAAUACUGAGUGGUAUAUCAGCUGAGUACAAUUUAUCACCGGAAUCGCUGGAAUUUGAUCCGGUAACUCUGAUGUCUAAACUUGAAAAUGAGGUUAUUAAUAAAAAUUGCCAAGGGUUGGGGAAAAUAUUGUACCAAUCUAUUGAAAAAAAUAUUCAUCUAGAGAAUCCUCAAUCUCGUGGUUAUCUGUUGUGUAAAAUUGAUGAAAUGCUGCAGAAGAAAACAAAAUAUUCUGAGGAGCACUACAUCGAAGAUGACAAUCUCGAAGCAUUUAAUACGAGUAGGAUUAUUAGAAUGGAACCUUACAACAAUCUCAACUUAUAUCAGCUCGAGGUGAAUCAUCAACGGAGUUUCGAACAGAUAACUGUUUGUUAAUUCAAUGUUACAUGCUUUUAUCAGUGAUGCACAUGAGAUUAUUGUUUGAAACAGAUUUGAAAUUCCAAAAACAAACAUGGCGUUGGUUGGACAUAUGUAUUUUGCCUUUUCAUGACCUUCAUGAUUUAUUUACAUACAUGCCUAGUAUACACACGAUUGUUUAACCCAUAUUUUAGUAUAGACUACCAACAAUAUGCAUAAAUAAAUACAUAAUUACAUAUUUACUUUUUUUUUCUAAUAUAACUUCA